Messenger RNA from Blepharisma stoltei, 2026 nucleotides. NCBI's taxonomy places the organism in Eukaryota, Ciliophora, Heterotrichea, Heterotrichida, Blepharismidae. The record is from the annotation of a GenBank genome assembly.
AUGACUUAUAUGCUUUAUUAAAAUACAUUUUUAAAAAAUAGCUAAAGUGAAAUUGCAAUAUUUUAUCAAUUUCCAAAAUAUACUUUUUUGAUCAAAAUGAUUCAGAUAAAAUUUCAACUUUUUUUUGAUUAUGCAUCACUUCUUACUCCCCUUGUGAGCGAAAAAAAAAAUCCCACUUCGCAAAAAUUGGAAAGCAAAUAUUAAUUUAAUUUGAAAAAUUUAUGUUAUAAAACAUUAAACAGAAUUAGCAAGAGGUUUCAUUAUAAUAAUUAUCAUUUAUAUAUCAAUUUUUUUUUUCCAUAAAAAAUUUUCUAUUAAAAAAAAUUUUCGUCCGCUCACGGAGGGGAGGGGAGUUAAUAUUUAUUUCACCAAUUUGCUUGCUUGGUUAAUAUAAUAGGGCUUAUUUAAGAAUGACGAUUUUUUUAAAAUUAAGAGAAACUCUUUUAUUUUUGAGAUUUUAUCGAAACCCAAAUAUUUAGAUAUUCUGAAAAUAAUAUUGAUCAGCAUUAUAUAUAAUAUAAAAGAUUUAUCAUCAUAUAUGGAAGGCACUUUAAAAACAGGUUGGAUUGAAAAGAGAUCGCAUUAUCUUAAAAAGUGGAGAAAGAGAUGGCUUGUUCUCAAUGAAACCUCCAUUUCUACAUAUAAGCAUCCUGAGUCCACAGCAACUCCCACUGCAAAUAUCAGCAUUAAUUCCAUUGUAGAAGCUGGCCCUUGGGAUCAAGAAAAUAAUAGAGAAUUUUGUUUCAAAAUUGCCACUCCAUCGAGACAAUACAUCAUUUCUACGAAUUCCUCUUCGGAUUUAGGAGGCUGACUCGAUCUAAUUACAAGUGCUAUGAAUUCCCCAAAAAACUCAACAAUAUUGAAUAUCUCGAAUUUCCAGGAACGCAAAGCCUUAACUCCCCUUCGUGAGCAAAAAUUUUUAUAUAAAAAAAACAAUUUUGGAAUAAGUUUUAAAUAGUAUAAUAAAAUCUCUAGUUAAUUAAAUAGGAUUUAAACAGUUUGCAUUUCAAACAUAAUUUUUACAAAUUAAAAAUACUUUCGGUUCCCAUUUUUGGAACUUUUUAAAUUUCAAUAAAAAUAUAUGCUAAAAAUUUUUUUGCUCACUCAUGGAUGAUGAUUUUUACCCAAAAAAUAGUAAUUUUUUCAAUGUUUUUGUUCGCUCUAGGGAGCAAGCGACAUUUCUUUAAUUUCUGUCUUUUCCAAAAUUAAAGAAAUUUUAAAUAAUCGAGAACAAGAUCUUAGUCAAGAGAUUGAAAAUUUGUACGAAAACCAUAUUAAAAUAGCAGAAAUUGAGCAAAUAAAAAUUAAUGAAAUCUUAGAAUCAGAAACCAAAAGUUAUGAAAAAUUUGAAAAUAUCUUAAAAUCGAAUAGAUCAGCUGUACAUAAAAUUAGACUUAUUCAAGCUAUAAAAAGAAAUAACUUAAUGUUCAAAGACUUUGAUAACGAAUCAGAAACUCAAUUUAGUGUAGCAAUUCCUGACGAAGGGCUCAAAAAAAUAAUUCACUCUUCAACUCGUGUAAGGCUUGAUAACCCACUUGAAGAAAAAAUAAGAAGAACAACAAUAACGAGGGCUCUUAAAUGGAGGUACACUGGUGAGCGUAUUGAUGCGCUAACUUUUACAGUUUCUGAGCCUAUAAAACUCACUGGAGUUGGAAUCUGUGCUCCUUAUAAAGCUGGAGGAGUCACAACGGUAAAAGAGUUUCAAGUGAUUAAAGGGAAUUAUACUGGCUCAUCAUCUGCUUAUCGUCAUCCUCAAAGUAUUGUAAUUGAAUAUAACUCUGAUGAAUCAGUCUUCAAAAUUGAGAUGGAUAGCCCAAUACCGAUUUCAAAAAAUCACAAAUACACAGUGAUGUUUUGUAUAGAAGGGUCUCAUACUUAUAAAUGUGUCGACUGCAUGCAAUCUGUGACGGGGCCGGGACAUAUUCGAUGGGAUUUUGAAAAUACAACUUUCUCUCAAAAUCAUCAAAAUAAUCGCUGUGAUACAAUUUGCGGACCAAUAGCUGACUUUUAUUAUAUAGUUGAUUAG